Molecule: messenger RNA, 2796 nt
Organism: Bactrocera dorsalis (oriental fruit fly)
Lineage: Eukaryota; Metazoa; Arthropoda; Insecta; Diptera; Tephritidae
Gene: Rb97D
Product: ribonucleoprotein RB97D
Exons: 5
Coding region: 122-1453 (443 amino acids)
Molecular function (GO): RNA binding
Source: RefSeq, a predicted model, not a curated record
UGUUCGCCAUUUUAUUUCUUUCUGUAUAGAUAACUAAAGAUUUUCUGAUUUCAGUCAAAAGCGAUUCAAGAUUUUAUUUCAUUUUUAAAUAAAUUGUGUAAAGCAAAAGAAUUUUGUAAAAAUGUCGGUAAAAGUUGAGAUACCCGAAGAUGAAACUGUAAGCUUGGUGGAGUCGCCAAAGAACACUAAAGCUCAUGACGAAGAAGAUAUCUGUGAACUGGAACACCUUCGAAAACUAUUUAUAGGUGGUUUGGCUUCGCACACUACGGAAGAAAACUUAAAACAAUUUUAUGGAAAAUGGGGUACGGUAGUGGAUGCUGUUGUAAUGCGCGAUCCAACAACAAAGCGUUCACGAGGUUUUGGAUUUAUUACAUAUACUAAAGCAUCUAGUGUAGAUGAGGCGCAGAAAAAUAGACCGCACAUAAUUGAUAGCAAGACAGUAGACCCAAAACGAGCGCUACCUCGCCCAGAACGUGAGACACGGGAAACCAACAUUUCGGUUAAAAAACUUUUUGUUGGCGGACUUAAGGAUAAUCAUGAUGAAAAAUGCCUGGAAGAAUAUUUCUCCAAAUUUGGAAAUGUUAUAUCUGUAAAAAUUCUUACAGAUCGAACGACCGGAAAACGGCGCGGAUUUGCUUUUAUAGAAUACGAUGACUAUGAUUCUGUUGAUAAGGCUAUACUACAAAAAGCUCACACAAUAAAAUAUGUUGUGGUUGAUGUUAAGAAGUCUGUAUAUAAGCAAGAAAAGCAACAGGGUAGCGAGGCCGGCACGGAUGAUGCAAAUGCCAAUAAUGGACAAAAAUUAAUACCAGGUGGACAAAAACCUGCAAAUUUCCGUCCUCCAGUGCCACAACAGCCAAUGCCACCAUACCAACAGGCACCACCUGCACCAUACCCGCAAGGACCACCAUACAACUAUUGGGGACCUCCACAACAUCCGCCACCACCGCAAUAUGGGCCAUAUCCGCAACCCCCAGCACCGGCUAAUGGUUGGAACACGCCAUACGCCUGGAAUAGUUGGAAUGCCGGACCACCACCACCGCAAGUUGGUGCACCACCGGCUAAUUGGUAUCCCAAUCAAUGGCCAUCAAAUAAUGCGGCACCAGUUCCACAGCCGCCAAAUGGUCCUGCACCAGUUGGCGGUUGGAAUGCUCCACCAGUAGGCGGACCUCCACCACCACAAUGUCCACCGGCAAACUUUGGCAAUGGUUAUCAGCAAAACUAUGCUGCCGGUCCUACCAAGCAUAACCAACCCAACACGAAUCGUAUGCAUCCUUACGGCCCACCACAAAAUUCCAAUUACGCCAAUGGAAACCAACAACCACCACCGCAAGGCUAUAAUGGUUAUGGCGCAGUUAAGCCACCUGCUGCAUCAGCACCGCCAAAAAAUGGCCCACCUGCAGGGCCGCCAGUCAACACGGCUGCCCAAAUGGCAAAUAAGUUCAGACGUUGAAGACCUUCGUAUCACUACGCUGAUGCAAUAUAAGGUAAUUGUGUGCUGAGAAAUUACUCUUACUCAUAUAUAUUUAAAUCGCUACCAAAACUUGAUACCACUAAGCUUUCUUAGAUGCAGUUUUAAGAUAUUAUAUGGAGUGUUGCUAAUUUUAACGCUUUUAUUUAUAAUCUGGAACUGAGAGAUGGCCAAAUAUUUAUUUAUUCUCUUAAAUAUUUUAAACAUCAGAUCCCUACAUAAAAAACACCCAAUUUAUGAUUUCAUAAAUUAAAAUGAUUUUAUGUGUUUGUGCCUAAUGCUUUUGGCUUCUACAAAGGCUAAAUGAAAAUUAUAAUAUUUACUUACAUUAUUUUUAUGUACAAAUUUAAUAUGUAAAAUAUUUAACUUCUGAUUUAAUUCUCUUUAAUUUAGGUAUAAUACAACAAGCUCAAUAUAGAAGAAAUGCUUAAUUAUAAAUCACAGAAGGGCUUACCUGUUUUGUCUAUCACACUUAAUAGGUCAUUGCAUUAAAAGGACAAUUAUUUUACGUUUAAGUAAUAUAUGUGUACUUUAGAAAUAUACAUAUCCUUAUGCAGAUAGGAAAUAUGUUGAAAUAAUUCUCUAAGUAGUGUAACUUAUAUUGUUAGAGCUUUUAAUUAAUUGCCUUAAUAUAUAGAUGUUUUGAAAAUCUUGUAAUUAUAUGCCAACAAUUUACUCUCUCGGAAGACAUAUGUAUAUAUUUAUAUGUAAAAUAAAUAAGUUCAGAAGUUUACGUUGUACUAUUUAUAAUCAAAAUAUACACAUUCAUUAAGUCUCGUAUAUAUGUUUGGCAAAGUCAAUAGAUAUACAUACGCUAUAUAUAUAUAUAUGUAUAUUAAGAAAUUAAUAAUUUCACAAAACAAAUUAGUUUAGUCUAAAGAAUGGGAUUAUCAACUUGGGUAUGUUUAUGAAAAAAUUCAAAUAAUGUUAUUGUACUGACAUAUAUAUCUAUGUAUAUUAACGAGGAUCAAAAAUGACUUAGUGGCUAAUGUACAAAUGUACCGCUGAUAAAUUUUUUAUGGAAAAUGUUGUAUAUCAUAUACAUAUACUAUGUAUUUUAAAGAUGGAAUACGUUUAUAUUCAUAGUUAUUAAUUGGUUUACAAAUAGCAAAACAAUUUUACAAACACACACAUUGAUUUUGGUGUGUCCUACCAAAAAGUACACAUAAUUUUAUAAUAGUUUAUACAAUUAGCGUAUCACAACAAUAUAGUUAAAACUAGCCAGAAGCUAAUUUCUCUAUGUAUUUGCAACAAACAACAAACAACAUAGCAUAUGUAUGUUAUUAGUUAUGUAUAACAAAUAAAGUAAAUUUAAUUUAAUAUAA